AUGUGGAGGACGUACAAACAAGAGGGUCGGGCAGAGAGAUUAAUCGUCGGAUUGAAUAUUGAACUCUUCAAUUUACAUUUAUCUAUCGUUCUGAUUAUAAUAAUUGCAAAGUUGCGACAUUGCGACGGAAAGGCGAACAGAAAAAAAAAACAAAACAAAACAAACCGACACUUUUCUCCACGCAGCCUGGCCAAGACAGACCCCCCCCGGUCUCAUUCUUCAGGUCUCGACUCUGUUCUUGUCUCAUCUCUCACCUUUUUUUUUUGUGCCAUAUGA
Molecule: messenger RNA, 276 nt
Organism: Penicillium hordei
Lineage: Eukaryota; Fungi; Ascomycota; Eurotiomycetes; Eurotiales; Aspergillaceae
Exons: 2
Coding region: 1-276 (91 amino acids)
Source: RefSeq, a predicted model, not a curated record